AGCCCAGCGCGGCGAUCCCCGGCGCCGACGCCAGGCGCUGGCCGUGGUGCUGAUUCUGCCAGGCGCUGGCGGCGGCGGCGGCGGCGGCCCCGCUGCUCUCCCGGGGACCGACUCUGCUCCCCCCGCGCCCACGCCUCUCCGAGUCCCCAGUCCCCGCGCCGCGGCCCCGACCCGGGGCGCGGCCGCAAGCAGCACCAUGCGCCCAGCAGCCCUGCUGCUCCUGCCCUCGCUGUUGGCGCUCCUGGCUCACGGACUCUCCUCAGAGACUCCAAUCACAGGGGAAGGUCAAGCCACAGGCAUCAAGGAGAUGGAUGGGGAGCUGACCGCAGCCCCGACACCUGAGCAGCCAGACCGAGGCGUCCACUUCGUCACCACGGCUCCCACCCUUAAGCUGCUCAACCACCAUCCACUUCUGGAGGAAUUCCUUCAAGAGGGGCUAGACAGGAGUGAGGAAGCCCUGAGGCCAGCACUGCCCUUCCAGCCUGAUUCACCUACACCCUUCACUCCAAGUCCUCUUCCCCGCCUGGCCAACCAGGACAGCCGCCCGGUUUUUACCAGUCCGACUCCAGCUGUGGCUGCAGCACCCACCCAGCCCCACUCCAGGGAGAAGCCUUGGAACCUAGAUUCAGAGUCCCCUGAGCUUCAUAUCACAUCUCCUCUACCUCCGGGGCCUAGUAUGGCAGUGCCCACCCUGCACUCAGAGGACAGACCCAGUACGACACCUACCAGCCGAACAUGGACUCCAACCCAGGAGGGUCCUGGAGACAUGGGCAGACCUUGGGUUCCAGAGGUCAUGUCUCAGACCACAGGGCUUGGUAUUGAGGGGACUGUUGCCACCUCCCCAGCUUCAGGGGAUGACGAAGAGACCACCACCACCACCACCACCAUCAUUACUACGACCAUCACCACAGUCCAGCCACCAGGCCCUUGUAGCUGGAAUUUCUCAGGCCCAGAGGGCUCUCUGGACUCCCCCACAGCCCCCAGCUCACCCUCUGAUGUUGGCCUGGACUGUUUCUACUACAUCUCUGUCUAUCCUGGCUAUGGAGUAGAGAUCAAGGUGAGUGAUCUGGAUCCAUCAAGAGCAAAGCCACCCUCCCCCAGAGAGGGGCCUCCUAUAGGGAGAGGCAGAACCCCAGCCUGUCCUGCCCUGAUCCUCCUCCUCUACAGGCUGCGCAUAGGCUCUGGGGACCUGCUGACCAUCUACGAUGGGGAUGACCUGACAGCCCGGGUCCUGGGCCAAUACUCAGGGCCCCGUGGCCACUUCAAGCUCUUUACCUCCAUGGCUGAUGUCACCAUCCAGUUCCAGUCAGAUCCUGGGACAUCGGUGCUGGGCUACCAGCAAGGAUUUGUCAUCCACUUCUUUGAGGUGCCCCGCAAUGAUACAUGCCCAGAGCUACCCGAGAUCCCCAACGGCUGGAAGAGCCCGUCACAGCCUGAGCUGGUGCAUGGCACAGUGGUCACCUACCAGUGCUACCCUGGCUACCAGGUGGUGGGGUCCAGUAUUCUCAUGUGCCAGUGGGACCUAAGCUGGAGUGAGGACCUGCCCUCAUGCCAGAGGGUGACAUCCUGCCGUGACCCAGGGGAUGUGGAACACAGCCGACGUCUAGUAUCUAGCCCCAAGUUUCCUGUGGGGGCAACUGUGCAGUACAUCUGUGACCAGGGUUUUGUGCUGACGGGGAGUGCCAUCCUCACCUGCCAUGAUCGUCAGGCUGGCAGCCCCAAGUGGAGUGACAGGGCCCCCAAAUGUCUCUUGGAACAGUUCAAGCCAUGCCAUGGCCUCAGUGCCCCUGAGAAUGGUGCCCGCAGUCCUGAGAAGCGGCUUCACCCAGCGGGGGCCACCAUCCACUUCUCCUGUGCCCCUGGCUAUGUGCUGAAGGGCCAGGCCAGCAUCAAAUGUGUGCCUGGACACCCCUCACAUUGGAGUGACCCCCCACCCAUCUGCAGGGCUGCCUCUCUGGAUGGGUUCUACAACGGCCGUAGCCUGGAUGUUGCCAAAGCACCUGCCACCUCCAGUGCCCUGGAUGCUGCCCACAUGGCGGCUGCCAUCUUCCUACCGCUGGUGGCCAUGGUGCUGCUGGUGGGAGGUGUGUACCUCUACUUCUCCAGGCUCCAGGGGAAAAGUCCCCUGCAACUUCCCCGAACUCAUCCUCGCCCCUAUAACCGCAUCACGGUGGAGUCAGCGUUUGACAACCCAACUUAUGAGACUGGAGAGACGAGAGAAUAUGAAGUUUCCAUCUAGGUGGGAGCAGCCCGUGGAUGCACACGCAGGCCUGCACCACAGGCCAGUGGCAGGGCUGCCGGCUCUCUGCUGUCCCUUCACCUCCUGUACAUACCACCUGGGAAGAGACACCACCAAUCCCUCAAGAAGUUGUACCCUUCCCUGCCUGCAAUGCCCACGGUGGCCUAUUUUCUUGGCGCCACUGCCCACUUCGGGCCUUUCUUUGGGUCCGAGUCAGGUGCCCCUUGACAGAACAGAGCUGGAGCACAUUACCACCAGCCGGCAUUCUCCUGCUUCUCUUAUCCUGGACCUCAGGCAGAGCAGAGGCACUUUCUACACAUUGCCAUCAUCCGGCCCUGGCAUGUGGGGACUCCGGAAGAGCUGAUUUGUAGCAGUGGAAAUGGGACCAGAGUGUCCCCCACAGGGCUAUCACCAGUGGCCAAAAUGAUUCUCAACGGUGACCUCUUGGUAGUCCUGGCAUGCCACCACCAGCCCCUCGGGGCGAUGUCUAGUCUUCUCUAACGGCUCAGAAUUGGAGUUAUGCCUUCUGCCCUGUCCCAGGGAGGUGAGGAUUUUAAGGAAUCUUAAAAGGUUCAGGGACUCUGUCCCAAGCUCAGGUUGGGCUUCACUGGACACUCAUGCUCCACACCAAAGCAGGACACCCUACUGCUCCCCAGCAUCCCUCUACUCUGAGGAGGGACAGACCUUCCUUGAUGUUUAUCUGGCUGUCACAAAUGCCCCCCUUUCCCACGAGUCCCUCUUUUGAGCCACGCACCAUGCACCUCCUUCCUGCCACUGUGUUAUGGCACACCAGGAGAGGGCAGGUACAUUCUGGAGAGGAGCGGAAGUCCAAGGACCCAGGAAUGUGGCCCAGAACUAAAGUCAGAAAUCCCAGGAGGAAGCCCAGUCCAGACCGAAGGCCACUUUGUACAUACGAUGUAUUAUAUGGGAUCUGGGCUCCAGCCAGAGAACAAUCUUUUAUUUCUGUUGUUUCCUUAUUAAAAUGGCGUUUUUUGGAAAAAAAAAACUAUUAAGCAGUGUGA
Onychomys torridus (southern grasshopper mouse) is the source of this 3261-nucleotide messenger RNA. RefSeq names its product seizure related 6 homolog (gene Sez6). Gene Ontology annotation, biological process: synapse maturation; regulation of dendrite development. Bases 197 to 2239 code for a protein of 680 amino acids. The transcript has 11 exons. Lineage: Eukaryota; Metazoa; Chordata; Mammalia; Rodentia; Cricetidae. Gene Ontology annotation, cellular component: neuronal cell body; dendritic spine; endoplasmic reticulum. The record is from RefSeq and is a predicted model, not a curated record.